Messenger RNA from Lepus europaeus (European hare), 998 nucleotides. RefSeq lists its product as uncharacterized. The record is from RefSeq and is a predicted model, not a curated record. The transcript has 3 exons. Lineage: Eukaryota; Metazoa; Chordata; Mammalia; Lagomorpha; Leporidae. Bases 1 to 753 code for a protein of 250 amino acids.
AUGGCAUCUGUUUCCUCUCUCCUUGAGAAUGGGCAGACCUUUGGGACUCAGGAGGGGCCGCAGCGCCGCAGCCCCCUCAUUUCGUUCUCUCCGCCACAUUCGCAGCCAGGGGAAAAAGUAGAAACAGCCCCAGUAGAUCCUGCAGAGAGAAGGCCGAGCAGGGCCGGGCGGGCGGGGCUGACCCCCACAGACCCCGCCCCUCGGGCAAGGCUCCGCCCCGCCUGGCGAGGGCGGCUCCCUCGUAGCCCACGCCCCCUCAAGGCCCCGCCCCGCCCGCCCCCGGACGGCUCGCACCCUCCCCCACCCGGAGCCUCCUGGUUCCUCCUCCGCAGAACCCCGCCUCCACCCACUCCUCCUCCGCCUCCAGCGCCACCUCGUAUCUCCUCAAUCCCGGCAUGUCCUGGGCUCCGAGCGUCUCCUGGGGAGCGGCAUGGUUGGGUCAAGGAGCCCCCCCAGCCCCAGGGCCCCUUCUCCGGCCUUUUCAGGACGAGUCUGACUAGCUCUCAGGCCCCUCUCCUCCUACUCCAGUUUACCCCCUCCUGGCAAGCGAAUCAGUCCAGUAAGAAGAUGAGAACUGCCACACAGGAGGCCACGGGAUGGAUGGAGAUGGAUAAGUGGGCAGAAUCCCUGGGAGCAGCAGGCCCUUGGAUCACAUCAGAGUUCAGCCUGAGAGAUCAGAUGACUCCAGAAGGAGGCUGGUUACCAGAAAGACCAACUAUGUGUCUAGGAGGUGGGGAUGUUGAGCCAGCAUGACAACCUCUAGGGAGUGGAGAAGGAUUGGGGAUUGCAUUCACCUGUGACCAACAGUUUAGUCAUGGCUACAUAAUGAAAUCACAAUAAAAAAUCUGAACACCAAAGCUCAUAGAACCUCCUGGUUUGUGAACACAUUGAUGUAUUGGGAGGGUGGCACACUCUGUCUCCCCAGAGAGGGAGAGACAGCACAAACAUCUGCAUUUGAGACUCUUCCAGACUUCAUCCUACGUGUCUCUUCAUUUGGC